AUGUCACAUGUGAUGUGUGUCUCUGCUGCUGCAGGCGUCUUGUCCAGCUCAGUGGAACAGAAGAUCUAUGUUGAACUCAAUGAAACGGUUCCGUGUGUCCGACUUCUGAACGCCACGCAUCAGAUCGGCUGCCAGUCGUCUAUAUCAGGAGAUACAGGAGUCCUCCAUGUGCUGGAGACCGAAUCAGACCUGGACUGGAUCCUCAGCUCAGGACCGCAUCCUCCGUACAUGGUGAUCAUGGAGACGGCCUUCUUCAACAGGUCGGUCAUGAUGAGGAUGAAGAACUCGUCCAGAGUGGCUGGAGUCGCUGUGAUCGUCUCAAAAACAGGCCUUGCUGAUAAUUUUUCACCUCACACGACCUGCCCCAACCAGAACACAGGUGUGUAUUCUGCGAGUUACGGCUCUGAUCUAGCGAACUGUAACGUGACCGUGUGGAAUCCUCUGGGGAACGGACUGUCCUAUGAAGACUUCGCUUUCCCUGUGUUUGCUCUGAAAGACGAGAAUCAGACUCAGGUCAUCCGUAAGGUGAGUGUCUCUCUCUCAGUCUUUGGCGUGGAUCUUCGGAGCCAGAAGUUCACAUGUUGGUCAUCCAGCAGCGACAGGCACAGGGUGAUGGUGAGAAUAUUAAAGAAGUUAUAA
Messenger RNA from Sinocyclocheilus anshuiensis, 639 nucleotides. Its product is annotated as nicastrin-like. Bases 1 to 639 code for a protein of 212 amino acids. Gene Ontology annotation, cellular component: plasma membrane. Gene Ontology annotation, biological process: Notch receptor processing; protein processing. The transcript has 5 exons. NCBI's taxonomy places the organism in Eukaryota, Metazoa, Chordata, Actinopteri, Cypriniformes, Cyprinidae. The record is from RefSeq and is a predicted model, not a curated record.